This is a messenger RNA of Cylas formicarius (sweet potato weevil), 598 nucleotides long. RefSeq names its product large ribosomal subunit protein uL18m (gene mRpL18). Gene Ontology annotation, biological process: translation. The coding region runs from base 50 to 598 and encodes 182 amino acids. Gene Ontology annotation, cellular component: ribosome. The transcript has 3 exons. Lineage: Eukaryota; Metazoa; Arthropoda; Insecta; Coleoptera; Brentidae. Gene Ontology annotation, molecular function: structural constituent of ribosome. The record is from RefSeq and is a predicted model, not a curated record.
UUCUGUGAACAUAACCUAUAUUUUUAAUCCGAAUUCAAGUUGCUAUAUUAUGCUAAAACUACAAAAUAUUGGCAAACUAUCCAAAACCGGGAAUCAAAUACGACCGGCCAGCACUUUUCCAAAAAAUGACGAAAUUUCCCCAAUGUUCACAAACCGAAACCCCAGGAAUUUGGAGAAAAUGCGUAUCGGAUACAAACCAGACGGGUACCACUUAGAACGUCCUGGAAAGACGUAUUGGCACAAGUUAGUUUUGACAUCCUCAGGUCGCUACGCAAAGGCAAGUAUACACCACUUUCAAAAUGGGGAAGUAAUAAGCGCAAGCACUUCCGAAUGGGGUAUAAAGAAACAACUUUAUCGUUGCAAAGAUACGUCAGCAUAUAUUAAUUUGGCGAGGGUUUUAGCGCAUAGGUGCCUGCAGUGCGGUUUGAUACACGUUACUUCCGACAUAAUACCUCGCACUAAUAAUGGUAAAGUUGCACAAUUUUUGAAGGUACUUGAAGCAAAUGGUGUGAGUUUGUCAGAACCUCCCCAAUUCAAGGCUGCUUAUCCUUGGGAUUGCCAACGGCCUGAAAAGCCUUGGGAGAUAGUGGAAGAAUGA